This is a messenger RNA of Oncorhynchus nerka (sockeye salmon), 6519 nucleotides long. Its product is annotated as zinc finger and SCAN domain-containing protein 12-like. Gene Ontology annotation, biological process: regulation of transcription by RNA polymerase II. The coding region runs from base 132 to 1328 and encodes 398 amino acids. Lineage: Eukaryota; Metazoa; Chordata; Actinopteri; Salmoniformes; Salmonidae. The transcript is spliced from 2 exons. The record is from RefSeq and is a predicted model, not a curated record. Gene Ontology annotation, molecular function: RNA polymerase II cis-regulatory region sequence-specific DNA binding; DNA-binding transcription factor activity, RNA polymerase II-specific.
GACACAAAGGGGGAAAGUAGCCUAUCUUUUGCGGUCUCGAAAGGAUGGUCGCUUGCUAGGUACAUAGACACCACGUUAGCAGCACAUAGCAUACACGUGUUAAUUUAUUCUGUUCGUCAUAUUCCCUCAAAAUGUCUAAAAUGCAGCUGUUGCAGGAUUAUCUAAACGAGCGGUUAACAGCAGCGGGUGUUGAGAUAUUUGGGGCCGUGGAAAAUACCAUAGCAGACUACCAGGAAGAAAUCUCCCGUUCAAAUGAGGAGAUCGAACGUCUACGGAGGCUGCUGGAUUUGGUUUGCAAACCUGACAUACAGAGACCAGACACCCAGCAGCUCAUUCUCCCUGUCCCUGAAGAGGAGGUUCUUGCUGAGAAGCAGCACUGUGAGCAGGAGUGGAGCCCCAGUCUGGGCCAGGAGGACCCAGAGCCCACUCAGAUUAAAGAGGAACAGGAGGAGUUUGGGACCAGUCAGGAGGAAGAGCAGCUUCAGGGGCUGGAGUCUGAUAUAAAAGAGUUCAUAUUCUCUCUUCCCUGUGUGAAAAGUGACUAUGAUCAGGACCCUCCUCAGCCCUUAUAUCUUUACCAAAACCAGACAGUGGAGAACAGAGAGAGGGACUCUCUUCCCACCAAAACAACUGAAGACAUCAAAACAGAACUUGAUGGGGAGGGCUAUGGAGUAUAUGAACCAAACAAUGAAUUAAAUCCCUUUUCUCCAAUAAAUUCGGAUCGUUCUGCAGCUCAUAUUGGGAACAGUGGCAAUGGGGUGGACAGUGGAGGACUGUCACAGUUACAGCCACUCAAAUCAAAGACAACAUGGACAAAUAAAGUACAAAGCUCUAUUAAGACCAGGGAAGCCAGUGAGUUGAAAGUUCCAUUGAGGGCGGCUCACUCAGGGGAGAGACCACACAGGUGUCCCGUCUGCAGGAAAUGCUUUCUGAAAAUUAGCAUUUUAAAAACACAUCAGAGAAUUCACACUGGGGAGAAACCAUAUUGUUGCAAUGUAUGUGGCAAGAGUUUCAGAGAGAAGAGAACCCUGACCAGUCACAGGCUGACUCACUCAGGGGAGAAACCAUAUCAAUGCAAAGAAUGUGGCAAAUGCUUCAGUCAAAAGAAAAUCCUGACCAUACAUAUGAGGACGCACACUGGAGAGAAACCGUAUCAGUGCAAAGAAUGUGGCAAAUGCUUCACUCACAGUGGAUCCCAAGCAGCACAUUUGAGGAUUCAUACAGGGGAGAGACCAUAUAAGUGCCCUAUGUGUGUGAAAUGCUUCAGAACAGCAAGUCAUCUAAAACGGCACCAGCGAAGUCACAGAGGAGAACAACCACAUUGUUGACUUUUUUUGUAGUAAACUCUUCACUUGUAAGAAUAACAUAGGGCUAGAUUCUAGCAGAGCCGUGUUUGCCGACAUCCGCAUAGCAGUUGUUUUGGCGGGGUCGAGUUGGAACUGCAUUAAGAGCUGUGAAAUCCACAAGCGGCUCCUUGUGUUGCCUUUUUGCAGACACUGGCAUUGGAUGCAAUGAAACCACACCCGCCUUUAUAUCCGACAAUUCCCAUACAGCCACGUUACAAAUUUAAACACUUGAAUGUGUGAUGUUCUAUUGUCUACACUUCAAUUAGACUGAUAGACUAUAAAUCCCCUAAUCCCGAAUGAACAUGAAAACAUGCAUUAGCCUGUCGUUAUUUCUAACAUCAAUAGAGCCUACACUUUAUCGCCAUUUUUCAACCUCUAACGUGUUGUCGAUAAUAAGGAAGGGAGAUGUUGGUGACACACAACAGUAGCCGCUCACCGAUUUGUCAGCUCAUAUUGCAGUUACACCGCCAAAACGCAGGGUAAUGCCCAAAGCCUCAAUCUAAUUGAAUCGAGGCCAUAGCGUACCGGUGUGUGGGUUAAAAAUGACAGAUUGGGACACUGAUAAGUGCCUAAAUUGCAACGCAUUGGCUGUACAGUAGCAUGCUAUACAGGACGUCAGAGCUCAAGCGUGGUUCAUACACAUUCUGACAGAUGACAUUUAACCAAAUUUCCAUGACCAAUAAUUGGUGGCAUCUCUAUAUAAACAUAACAAAUGUGGUAUUGACACUAACCAAUGUGUCAAAUAAUACAAAGCUUAUUUAUAACUUAUGACACAGACAAUAUAGUUUGAUUUAAAAUAAUAAACAUUGAUGAAUACAUUUUGUAUAGCAAUACCUUAACAGAUACAACAGAGAAAAAUAUGUUGAAAAAAAUAAUACAUAACAAGUGUAUUUUUUUGUGUCUGAAAGUCCAGGAGUUAAACACUCUCUCUCUAACACACACACACACACACCUGAACACAACCCUGAACAAGUUGUUUGUAAAUUUAACUUGCUAUUCACAUUUCUGACUGUCCAUGAGUUAAUCUCUCUUUCUUUCUUCCCACUGGUUUGUUCUCCUCUUCUCACAAUCUCCACAUACUGUUUUAUGUGCGGCCAGAGCAGUGGUCCGACACAUUUCCGUUUUCUAUCCAUCGGUACAUGCAGAAGUACAUGCUGGUGCUACAAUCUGUGGCUCUUACAAAGUCUUUUAUGUGCAGGGCAAUUGUGAAAAAGCCAGUAAAGACUUGUUCUACAUCCCAGUCAGCGGCUUUGCAUCCAUUCCGGAAUGAGUAAUGCAGGAUGUGCAAUCCACAGGAUUUAAUGUUGAUCAGCGAUUUGUUGACAUCUCAACAUAUACUUCUGGAGUAUGUUGAACACAGUGGCGGUCUGUGCCAUUUAAGUUGAGGGAGGACGAUUAUUUGUUUUAAUGAGCGUGGCCAUAUUUCUAUUACAGCAUAUUGGAUUACUCUCAUUCAUAUUCCAUUCACUCAGCUCAAUGUAACAUUGACUUUUCCCUAUACCCAUCAUGAGGUUGCUACAACCUAGCCAAUGAAUGAAAGUUUACAACAUACAUUGAGGGGAAAAAAGUAUUUGAUCCCCUGCUGAUUUUGUACGUUUGCCCACUAACGAAGAAAUGAUCAGUCUAUAAUUUUAAUGGUAAGUUUAUUUGAACAGUGAGAGACAGAAUAACAACAACAAAAAUCCAGAAAAACAUGUAAAAAAAAAUAUAAAUUGAUUUGCAUUUUAAGGAGGGAAAUAAGUAUUGACCCCCUCUCAAUCAGAAAGAUUUCUGCCUCCCAGGUGUCUUUUAUACAGGUAACGAGCUGAGAUUAGGAGCACACUCUUAAAGGGAGUGCUCCUAAUCUCAAUUUGUUACUUGUAUAAAAGACACCUGUCCACAGAAGCAAUCAAUCAGAUUCCAAACUCUCCACCAUGGCCAAGACCAAAGAGCUCUCCAAGGAUGUCAGGGACAAGAUUGUAGACCUACACAAGGCUGGAAUGGGCUACAAGACCAUCGCCAAGCAGCUUGGUGAGAAGGUGACAACAGUUGGUGCGAUUAUUUGCAAAUGGAAGAAACACAAAAGAACUGUCAAUCUCCCUUGGCCUGGGGCUCCAUGCAAGAUCUCACUUUGUGGAGUUGCAAUGAUGCAAUGAUCAGCUCAAGGCAGCUGGGACCAUAGUCACCAAGAAAACAAUUGGUAACACACUACGCCGUGAAGGACUGAAAUCCUGCAGCGCCCAAAAGGUUCCCCUUCUCAAGAAAGCACAUAUACAUGCCCGUCUGAAGUUUGCCAAUGAACAUCUGAAUGAUUCAGAGGAAAACUGGGUGAAAAUGUUGUGGUCAGAUGAGACCAAAAUGGAGCUCUUUGGCAUCAACUCAACUUGCCGUGUUUGGAGGAGGAGGAAUGCUGCUUAUGACCCCAAGAAUACCAUCCCCACCGUCAAACAUGGAGGUGGAAACAUUAUGCUUUGGGGGUGUUUCUCUGCUAAGGGGACAGGACAACUUCACCGCAUCAAAGGGAUGAUGGACAGGGCCGUGUACCGGCAAAUCUUGGGUGAGAACCUCCUUCCCUCAGCCAGGGCAUUGAAAAUGGGUCAUGGAUGGGUAUUCCAGCAUGACAAUGACCCAAAACACACGGCCAAGGCAACAAAGGAGUGGCUCAAGAAGAAACACAUUAAGGUCCUGGAGUGGCCUAGCCAGUCUCUCCUUAAUCCCAUAGAAAAUCUGUGGAGGGAGCUGAAGGUUCGAUAGGCCAAAUGUCAGCCUCGAAACCUUAAUGACUUGGAAAAGAUCUGCAAAGAGGAGUGGGACAAAAUCCCUCCUGAGAUGUGUGCAAACCUGGUGGCCAACUACAAGAAACGUCUGACCUCUGAUUGUCAACAAGGGUUUUGCCACCAAGUACUAAGUCAUUAUUGCAGAGGGGUCAAAUACUAAUUUCCCUCAUUAAAAUGAAAAUCAAUUUAUAACAUUUUUGACAUGUGUUUUUCUGGAUUUUUUUACUUGUUAUUCUGUCUCUCACUGUUCAAAUAAACCUACCAUUAAAAAUAUAGACUGAUAAUUUAUUUGUCAGUGGGCAAACAUACAAAAUCAGCAGGGGAUCAAAUACUUUUCCCCCUCACUGUAGGUGCACAGGUCAAGAGAAAUUUGAGUAUUCAAGGUGACAGACAUUGACACAUUCAAUACUGCCUUGUGCACACUUCCCUGCAUCUAGCCGAUCUAUGAUGUAAACAUUAGUCCAACAGUUGCAAACGAGAGUUUGUAUUGGACAAAUUCAUGAAUGUUUAUCCCCAUUUUGUUCCGUUUAAGAAAUGUUUUUUUAACAGAAUCGGCGGAAUGAAUACACCCCUGAUCACACCUUUUGUUUUAUAUGUAAUGUAAGUGCCUUUAUGUGUUGGGACCCCAGGAAGAGUAGCUGCUGCCUUGGCAACCGCUAAUGGGGAUCCCUAAUAAAUACAAAUACACACAAGCACAGUUCACUUUCAUAGGAGCAACAUACAAACAGCAUGAUCCCUUUGAUCGUUGUAUAAUUCCUUCUUGCAUCUAUGCGCUCUUCUCCUCUCACCUUUUCCCUUCACUUGUGGACUUCAGUGCACAACACAUCAGCUGUCUGUAAUCAGGAAGAAAAAAAAUCCAAACCGCUAACCGCUACACACCGUCUACAUCGUUAUCAUAUUAGCUAAUGUCAUAGUCAACAUAGCUACUAAAACCGAAGUGUUAGUAAACCCGCUACAAUCAUGCACCGUGUACAGUCAGCAAGCAGUUUAGCAGUUACGCUGGCCCCGGUGGCAAUAAAUGAAUAAAACCAAAAACUUACCUUGACUUGGAAGAGUUUCAGUGUUGGAUAGCCAGCUAGCAAACAUUGCACCCCUCUGUUUAAGCCGGGUGUUUGAAUAGGCUAAACUAGCUGCAUUCACUAGCUAAGUGAAAAAAAUACAAAUUAUAGGAAGCUCUCUCUCCCGCUUGCUUCCACUUAAUUUUUUAAUAAAUUAAUUUGUUCAAAGCUGUUCAAUUAUUGUAACUACUCACCACAUUUUAUGCACUGCAGUGCUAGCUAGCUGUAGUUAAUGCUUAAAGUACUAGAUUCAUUCUCUGAUCCUUUGAUUGGGUGGACAACAUGUCAACAUGCUGCAAGAGCUCUGAUAGGAUGGAGGACGUCCUCCGGAAGUUGUCAUAAUUACUGUAUAAGUCUAUGGAAGUGGUUGAAAACCACAAGCCUCCUAGGUUUUGUAUUGAAUUCGAUGUACCCAGAGCACUGACAGUGGUUCUGAACUUGAGCACAAUGCUGGACAAAAAGUUGCUCCCAUCACUCCUACUAAUUGGGUAACUUGCAAAUGCUUUGUUGUCUGAGUGAGGGAAAUGUUGUAAAUAAAGAGGACUCGAUGUGUUUUGAAAGAUGAGAUGUUGAGGAUGAUAAAUACCGCUUUGAUGUCAUAUAAGCAAGCCAAACACAGAUCCAAAUGUGCACUUCACUUUUCCAUAUCAUAAAACUCAUGAAACUUAGUGCUAACGUUUUUGAUAACUAUGUUUGAUGUACAGUUACAAGGCUGUAUCACAACCGGCCGUGAUUGGGAGUCCCAUAUUACGUUGCACAAUUGGCCCAGCAUCGUCCGGGUUUGGCCGGUGUAGGCCGUCAGUGUAAAUAAGAAUUUGUUCUGAUCUGACUUGCCUAGUUAAAUAAAGGUUCAAUUAAACAUUUGUGGGUGUUAGGAAUUUUAUGAAUAAAUUACUAAACAAUAUCCCCAUUUUAAAUAGAACUGUAACUAAGUAAACUUAUACUCUGUUUUAUUAUAUCUGAUUAACAAUAUGAAUUCAUAAGUGAGGGAUUGUGGAGCCUGAAACGGGGUAAUUACAUUAAAUAAAUACCAUUCCAGCCAGGUUGGAGAAGAUUGGAAGUGUUUUUUUUUUUUUGAGUAAGCAGAAAGGGUCAUAAACCUAUGGUUGAACCGACUCAACUUAGCUCUGGAAUGUUCAGAUAAGGCAGUGUGUGUUUUCUUAGGUUUUCCAUUAGCUGGAACUGUCUGCUGAAUGGUGAUGGAUGAAAACUUCAGAAGGUUUAUCUCGAAUCAACUUUUGAACUGUUGGGAGAAAGAAUAUUUUAUAACCUAUGACGUCAUAUUUUGUAUAUAAACUGUUGUUCGUGGUUACAUGGCAGCGCGCUCCGAGAAUAAAUACUAUUAUCUAUUUUUGAUAA